GACCGCGAAGAAGAACAGUUUGCUUCCCCUUGUGAAGAAGACGGCACAUCAUUUUCAGAGCGCGAGUCUUGUCCGGUUCGGUUGCGUUCGUCUCUUUGCCAAUACGCGACGCUUGUAGUGUGCCGUACAUUUCCUGAAGUUAAUUGUUGGCUGGCAGCAUCUGGACCGCGUCGUUAACGUACCCAAACGUGUGAAAAGUCUCAAGUGUAGUGCAAGCGAACAGAACCAACACCGCGCGCGUAACACCAUGUCGGCCAAUUCGAUUUUGCUCGAUUUUUCACUCGACCCCGCCCGUAUCAUCGACGAGGUGUCGCGCAAGGACAUCGUGCGGGUGUGCAAGGAGGGGCUGGAGAAGUAUCUGGCCGGGCUGAAGAUUUCCUACGACAUGCUGACGACCGAUGGGUAUCUGUGCAUUCUGAGCGAAACCGGCACCGGAACCAUCGUGACCAUUCGCUUCUUCGAGCAGGGCCUGAUAACGAUCAACGUCGAGUACUACCGGAAGGAUGGCGAUGAGGCGAAGAUAUCCUUUGAAAACAUGAAAAUGCUAGAAAACGGUUUGCGCAUCAGGCUGGAGGCAAAACGCUCCAAGCACCUUCCACCGAUAAAACGGGGCAGUAGCGUUGAUGUUUACCUAACAAGCUCAGACGAGCGUGUCAUCGAGUACGAUAUCGACCGCGUGCUGUUCGACAAACGGUCCGAAUUCCAGAAGAUUCAGAUCGUACACUCGCGAAGCCUCGGCAACAUGCUGGUGCUGGAUGAAUUGCAAAAUAUUGCCGAGGCGGAUCUUAUCUACACGGAGACGCUGAUGUGCCGUGGUAAGGAAGAUUACGCCGGGAAGGAAAUUUGCAUUCUGGGCGGUGGCGACGGUGCCCUGCUGUACGAGCUGCUGAAGGAAGGGCCCAAGAUGGUCGUAAUGCUUGAGAUCGACGAAAUCGUCAUGCAGGCGUGCAACAAGUACAUGAACACCAUCUGUGGUGACGUGCUCGAGAAGCGUACGGACGACAACUAUGAGAUCAUCGUCGGCGAUUGCAUGGUGUACCUGAGGAAGUACAUUAAGGAGGGGCGCAAGUUUGACUACGUGUUUGGCGAUCUGACGGACAUCCCGAUCUCGGACACUCCUACUGGUGAGAUAUGGGAUUUCAUACGCACGAUCCUGGAAUCGUCCUUCCAGGUGCUGAAGCCGGACGGAAAGUUUAUGACACACGGUAAUGGUGUCAGCUGCCCGGAAUCGCUCCGCAUGUAUGAGGAUCAACUCGCCAAGCUAACGCCAAAGGUGACGUACACAAAGAGCUCGGCGUUUGUGCCCUCGUUUAUGGAGGAAUGGGUGUUCUAUCAGGUACAGCGUGAGGUCGCUAACGCCACCGAAAGCGUUUGACUUUGUUCCGCCAGCAUCACCGCCACCACAUUUGAUCUAACGUUGCAAUUAUCGAUAGCGACAGUGCUGCUAGCCCUGUCUCUUCCGCUAGCGAUGCUUUUAACUCGCUCGACUGCGAGUAGCACUAGUAGUUGUAGCAGCAGCAUCAGGUCACGAUAGCAGCACAAAAUAGAAGACACUAGAACAUAGCAAUACUAGAACUACGUAUUUAAACUACUUAAUUGGAAAUACUUGUUAGAGAACACGACGCGCGAAUAAUGGAGUGUGGAAGGCAAAGCUUUACCAAAGUUUGUCCAGAGGAAAAGAGAAUUACGGAUGGGAGGAAUCGAGAAGGAAUUUUUGUGGCACUAGAUGUGUGAAACUUUAUCUUCCCAUUUUCUUCCUGCAUACGCUUGGACAGUGAUAGCAUGUAUGAUAGAUAAAAUCGCCAUGGGAUGGGAGUAGAGUUGUAAACAAUUAAUCUCAAUUCUUGAUUCGAACGGUGGCAACUAUGAAGCUAGAUUAUCGUUUUGUUUUUUCAUCUUAAGUUAUGAACAGUUUCUGAACGUUACAAAACGCAGCCCUGCGUUGGUGGUAUCAAUAUCAACAGACACACAUUGCGUAUACGUUCCAUAGGUACGAUACGCAACAAAGACAUGCACAAUGAUGGAAUUUAUGUUUGAUUCAUGUUUCGUAACUAACAUAAAUAACCACAGCAGAAAUUUCCUAGACCCAGAAAAGCUUCGUGGAAUGGGACGAAGCAAAAAAAAAGCGCGGGAAAGCAACAGGAACUUAAUUAUCACGCUGAGCAGUUAGGAGAGUAUAGCUUUAGUUGCUAGGAAUGUGUGUUCUUUAGUUAAUUUUAACGUUGACUUUGCUGUUUAGUGUACUUACGCAAGAGAGUUGCUGGUUGCUCUUUUCACUCCUGUCCUCGCUGUGGUGGCUACUAAUUAAGUGUAGGCGAAC
Molecule: messenger RNA, 2320 nt
Organism: Anopheles merus
Lineage: Eukaryota; Metazoa; Arthropoda; Insecta; Diptera; Culicidae
Gene: Sms
Product: spermine synthase
Exons: 5
Coding region: 248-1375 (375 amino acids)
Biological process (GO): spermine biosynthetic process
Molecular function (GO): spermine synthase activity
Source: RefSeq, a predicted model, not a curated record